Messenger RNA from Mytilus trossulus (common blue mussel), 18676 nucleotides. RefSeq lists its product as uncharacterized. Gene Ontology annotation, cellular component: extracellular region. Gene Ontology annotation, molecular function: serine-type endopeptidase inhibitor activity. The record is from RefSeq and is a predicted model, not a curated record. NCBI's taxonomy places the organism in Eukaryota, Metazoa, Mollusca, Bivalvia, Mytilida, Mytilidae. The transcript has 112 exons. The coding region runs from base 300 to 16280 and encodes 5326 amino acids.
CCGUAAAUGCGUAAAUUGCUAACGUGAACUGUACUCUUCUGAAACCAGUAUCAUAUUAUAGUGCCUGUUUUUACCCGCAGAUUGUGAAAGACCGGUACAAAACGGAGAGUUAACUGUGUUUAAAUCUCAAAAAUCUUUGAUCCGAAACAAAGUUAUAUGGUGUAGAUAUGAUUACGUAGAGGUACAAAACAACGAUUAUUCUUAUAGUGUUUGGAUUAAAAGGCUCUCAGCUUCUCAGUGACUAAAUACUACCAUUCAAAAACUUAGGAGAAACAAUCUCCUGGUACAGUGGACUAAUAAUGUCGGGGAGUUAUCGGUUCAAUCACGCUGAGAAUUCCUGGUAUAAUGUCCAUAAGCUGCAUCUUCCUGACCAUGAUUAUACUAACAAGGCUAAUUCUUGGUACUCACAGAGUGACCCUGGUGUAAAGAAUGGUGAAAGAAAAGAUGGAAUGGUCUCUGGUGGACUUGCCUACUACGACAAUGCCACAUACAGUGGCCCACAUACUAAUAAAGGGUCCUUCGCCAGGGGCUCAGAUGAGCACUCUGAUGAUACUUACAGAAAGAAGAGAAGUAGAUGUUUGCUAGCAAUCAUUAUUAUAGUUCUCCUGUUAGUCAUAGGUAUUGCAGUAUUUCUUGGCAUAUAUUUUGGAAUAAUGGACAAGCCAGACACAGUUUCUAAGGAAUCACAGUAUGAAAAAGGAAAGUUUCAGACUUCCAUGAAAAUCAAUAAACCAUAUGAUGCUGCAUAUGCCAAUCAAAAUAGUCAACAAUAUAAAGACAUGAAAGCAAAACUAGAAGGACAGUUAGCAUCUAUGUACCAAGGAUCUGCUUUAAAGAAUGACUUUCAAGGAGUAACAGUAACGGGUUUAAGCCAAGGCAGUAUAGUAGCAGAUUAUAUAAUUACAUUAAACCCAAAUACAGUACAGACAGUUUCCACUGUACAGCAAGCUACAGAACAAAGUGUACAACAAAUAAAGGCUGAUUCAUCAUCUUCAUCUGAUUUGAUGAAGGCUGUAGAUCAAGUUACUGUGACAGUAGUCGUUGUGUCACAAACAACAACAACUACUACUCCAACUACUACCACAACCAAGGCAACAACUACAUUGGAUGUGACAACAGAAGGUGCACAGCCAACAACAACUACCAUCAAAGCUCCAACUACUACCACUACAAAGGCAACAACUGCAGAAGUUUUAACAACAGAAGAUGCUCAGCCAUCAAUGACAACAACCAAGGCCCCAACUACUACCACUACUAAGACAACAACCACAGAGGUUUUAACAACAGAAGGUGAUCAGCCGUCAACGACAACAAGCAAAACUCCAACUACUACCACUACUGAGGCAACAACUGAAGAAGUUUUAACAACAGAAGAUAAUAAGAUACCAAUGACAACAACAACCAUCACACCAACUACAGGUACUACUAAGUUAGCUAUUACUGAAGCUGAAACAACAAAACAAAUUACUCAACAACAAAGUACACAAUCAGUUGUUACUGAAGCUAAAAAAACAACACAAUCUGUUGUUACCCAAGAACAAACAACUGCAGAAAAUCUUGUUACUCAAGAACAUACAACUGCAGAAAAUAUUAUUACUCAAGACAAGACAACAACACAAUAUGUUGUUACCCCAGAACAAACAACUGCAGAAAAUGUUAUAACUCAAGACAAGACAACAACACAAUAUGUUGUUACCCCAGAACAAACAACUGCAGAAAAUGUUAUUACUCAAGACAAGACAACAACACAAUAUGUUGUUACCCCAGAACAAACAACUGCAGAAAAUGUUAUUACUCAAGACAAGACAACAACACAAUAUGUUGUUACCCCAGAACAAACAACUGCAGAAAAUGUUAUUACUCAAGACAAGACAACAACACAAUAUGUUGUUACCCCAGAACAAACAACUGCAGAAAAUGUUAUUACUCAAGACAAGACAACAACACAAUAUGUUGUUACCCCAGAACAAACAACUGCAGAAAAUGUUAUUACUCAAGACAAGACAACAACACAAUAUGUUGUUACCCCAGAACAAACAACUGCAGAAAAUGUUAUUACUCAAGACAAAACAACAACACAAUAUGUUGUUACCCCAGAACAAACAACUGCAGAAAAUGUUAUUACUCAAGACAAGACAACAACACAAUAUGUUGUUACCCCAGAACAAACAACUGCAGAAAAUGUUAUUACUCAAGACAAGACAACAGCAGAAUUUGUUGUUUCCCAAGAACAAACGACAUCCCAAAUUGAGGCAACAACAAUGCCACCAUCAGAUGUUCCAUCAGUUUCAUUAUCCAAAGUAUCCUACAGUGUUGCUAGUGGCAGUGUGACCUUGGAAUGUAGUGUGACCUCUACCUUAUCUGUUACCAAUGUAUUCUGGCAGAGACAAGUACUUGGUGAUAUAGAAACAAUCAAUUCUCAAACAAAUAUCACCAAAUACACUGGUAGUAGUACCAGCAAUCCAUCCUUGACCAUUUUAAAUGCCCUGCCAAGUGAUGAAGGAUCUUAUGUGUGUUUUGCUUCUAGUUCUGGAGGUCAAGGUCACAGUGGCAUCACCAAACUUAGUGUCACAGGUGUUGGUAAUCCAUGUACUGACUCUAGUUUACUUUUGUCUCCUUCCUUGGCAUGUGUGGCUGCCUCUUCUGGAGAUUUAGCUAGAAAUGGCAUCACUGCUGAAGAAAAAUGCAGCAUACUAAUGGGAACUAUUUUAUCCUGUAUCAUAAAUAAGAUAAAAACAGAUUACAGUGGAAGGAUAUGUACAGAGGAACAAAGACAUAACAUCAUUGUGGAUAACAGGGAGAGUAUUGGUAGCAUGAUCAAUGUUGAUCCUAUGUCAUGUUUACCAACAUCAUCGUGUACAGACAUAAAAGCCAUUACAUACUAUAUACCAGUGAUAUGUGAAUCUCAAAUCAACUCCCUCAGAUCAUUAGGAAGUUGUGGCAACUUUUCUGAUGCUUUGAAGUGUUAUUAUUACCAUGUUGGUACAGAUAAAUGUGACAUGACUCAAUAUAUGAACACAGUCAGUACUAACUAUACAAAGUGGAUAGAAGAUAUAAAGAAACCAGAACCAAAUACAUGUAAUGUUGAUAUGGACUGGAUUGAUUCUGGAAGUAAAGUUUCCCUGUGUAGUGAUCCUGAUGCAGUCCAUUUGAUUGUUAAUAUGUAUUGUCCUAAUGACCUCAAGGAGUUUAUAUCAGCCAGCCAAGAUGAUAAAUGCAUGAAAGCCAGUAAUUUGGUUGUAUGUAUAGAACAACAACUUAAAGCUGUGUUAAAAGCUCCAUGUACAAUAGAAAGUAUCUAUCAACUGAUCAGUAUGUACCAGACUCAAGUUAUAGGCCUCUCCAAUCAACCAAGUAUUCUAGAUUGUCAUAUUGUGAUGACAACUCCUACAGAUGAAGGGACAACGAUGGAAGCUAUGACAACAAUGGAUCCACAAACAACAACAGCUACAAUAGUGGUUGUUGAAGGUGAAUUUGAGGCUAAUAUGAAAGUGAAUAAAACAUGGGAUGCAAAGUUUGAGGAUAAAAAUAGCACAGAAUACAAAGAGUUAACUGAAAAAUUCAGAAAUCAGACAUUGGCUUUGUAUAACUACAAGAACAGUUCUGUGGAAGUUGAAGACAUUGUCAUUUUAGAGGUCAGUAAAGGCUCUAUAGUGUUUGUCAUUUUGAUCAUUCUGAAGAAGGAUUCUCCAAACCUUCGAAAUUGGACCUCAGAAAAACUGUUUCAAGAAACAGCCUCAAUAAUUGAAGCUGUAAAAAAUGAUCCUGAAGUAGAUAAUUUAGACUUCGUAAAAACCAUUAAUACUGAGGAAAUCUCUGUUAAAGAAGUCACAGUUGUAUUAACAGAGUGUGAUAAAAAUACCUACAUUAAAAGAAUAAUACACAACAGUUGUGGUGCAGCACUGCGACGACUGACACAGGUACAAGAUUCUCAGGACAGGUGUAGAAUUUUUCUUCAAACCAUUGGAUGUGUUGUAUUCCAUGCCCAGCAAUGUUCUGUGGAGAAAGUGACUAAAACCAUGACAACACACUUCCAGGAUAUAGUAUCUGGUGUAGGGACAGUCACAGGCUUUGACCCAAGAUCCUGCUAUGCUUCAGUAGAUACAGUUGUUUUACCUACAAUGAUGCCAAUAACUUCCCCAGUCAGACCAUGUGUUCACCCUGAUGUAUUGUCCUAUAUAUUGAACUUUGAUUGUCACUAUGAUGCCAUACCCACAGAUAUUGAACAAGGUGCUUCAAUGACAGAAAAAUGCAGAUUUUAUUGGCAGUCAUCAGCAUGUGUGUAUAGAAUGAGUAGAAUGAACCCACUGCUACAGAGUGCAGGCACAUGUACAUAUAGUGACAUUACAAGUGUAUUACAACAACACGCCAGUCAGAUGUAUAGAGUUAAACCCAACAAUAGUACUCCUUCUGACUGUUAUAGCUAUAAUCGUGACCAAGAUAAAUGUUCCAGUUUUCUAUAUGAAUCAGAAAUGUACCAGGAUUUUGAUGACUGCCUUUACAAUGUCAUGAAGGCUAGGUUUGACACGGCGUUGGAUACUGCCAAUUUGACCUGUGUACUAUACGAAGAAGCAACAGAAUGUGUAUUUAGAUAUUACAAGUGGAAGGGACUAGACAGCUGUGUCAAGAGUCAGUUUGAAUCAGAUUUAAUCUGGAUGAUAAACAUGAGAGCUGCCCAGUGGUCACAGAUGAUGGGCAUGAAUAUAGAGGAACCAGAAAUUACACACAAAUGCAUAAGUAAUUCAACCAGUGGUCCAGAUUUUGGACACAGUAUAUGUGGAGAUGGAAGAGGGCUUAUUUUAUCAAGAACUGAAUGUAUUAGUGAAAUAUUGAUGUCUCAACCAUCAGAUUCUGUCUGCAGGACAUUUCAAGAUCGUUAUAUACCCUGUAUUAUGGAGAAGCUAUCUGAUCAUUUCAAUUGUACAAAUGAUGUUAUAAAGAGGAGUAUUUUGGAGGAAAAUCAUCUUAUUACAAAGUUAUCCAGAGGAAAAGUAGAUUUAUCAUCAUGUAUGUCAAUGAAUGGAACAGAUAUUUGUACAUCCUACAAACCAGAAGUUGUCAACUUUGAAGAUUGUUCAAUGGCUGUUUAUGGUUUUAUAAAUAAAACAGUAUCUACAGAGGUUCUUUGCAGUGGCUACAACGUUUUCCUUAAUUGUUUAUCAAUUAAAAAUGGAGAGAAAACUGGUAUGAUGUGCAAAAAGUCAUCUUUAAAGACAUGGCUGCCAGUCUAUCUGUCAGCAUUUACAACUGUGACAGAAACAAACAUAGGAGCAUGUAAUGUUCCUGAUGAUAAUGUAAACUACUGUAACAAUGUGAAAGAAGUAGAGACAAUGGCUAUGGUCAGUGGAUGUACAGCUUUUUCCAAAUAUUUGAUUCAUCCAAGCUGCCAAGUUUGGACACCAUAUAUUCGUUGUAUAGCUAAGAUGUUUCCAGCAUGUAAGACAGACCAGAUAGCUAAUACAUUACUUAACUCUUCAACCAUACAUGGACAUGUUCCUCAAGGUUAUGAUGUUAUGAAAUCCUGUUUCCCACCACCAGAUAAAACUUCAUCAAAGUUUGAAAUAACUGUGACAUUAGACCUUCCAUGGAAAGCAGAAUAUGCUGAUAAGAAUAGCGCAGAGUAUGCCAACUUUACAAUGAAAGUAGAGGAACAGGUGAGAGGUCUGAAUCAAGAGUACAGUGAUGUUAUUGAGUAUAUCAAAGUCAUUGAUGUCAGAUCUGGUAGCGUAGUUGUUGUAAUUGAAAUGAAAUACUACGUACCUAUAAAGGUAUCAGACAUAUCAUCAGGAACAGCCCAGAUGAUAAUGGCAGCCAAUAGAGAUCCAAGCUCACAGUUUGACCUUAUUAAAACUGGAGAUCCAUACAGUAUUAUUAUUGAACCAAAGGGAGAUGACACCCCAGUAACUGGUGUAUGUGGAAGCUACAAUGGUAGAGUAAUGAACAGUACUUUGUGUGCGGCUGCUGUGUAUGGAUUUGUCAAUAAUACAAAUGUGGAUCAAGAUUUACUCUGCAGUGCCUACAAUAUCUACUUGAACUGUUUACAUUUAACUAUGGAAAAAGAAACAGGAAAAGAUUGUAAAAGAUCAACUUUGGAUACAUGGAUGCCAGCUGCUUUACCAUAUAUGCUAAAUAUUCCAGACUCUCAAUUUAGAUCAUGUGAUGUUGAUGAUGAUGAUGUAUUUUCAUGUGGAAAUUUACAACUUCUGGAGAAGAUGGCUUUAAACAGUGCUUGUGCUGCUUAUGUACAAUACCUUCAAAGUCCAUCAUGCAGCUUGGUCUGGACUCCUUACCUUAAAUGUAUAGCUGAUAUAUUUCCAUCAUGUACAAUAAAUGGAGUAGCACAAACAUUGAUGACCUCAGCAAACUUCAGGGGUUUGGUACCACAAGGACUUGAUUUAAUAACCUCAUGUCUUCCAGAUGAGAGUUCAUCAAUGUUUGAAAUAACCAUUAAAUUUGACAUUCCAUGGAAGCCAGAAUAUUCUAAUACAGAUAGCAUAGAAUUUACAGACUUGGAAACCAGACUUGUAAAUCAGAUCAUGACAGCUGCAGGAAACAACAGUGCUGCAACAGAUUACUUAAAGGUUUUAGAACUAAGAGAAGGCAGUGUAAUAGCAGUAUUUCUGAUAAAAUAUUACUAUCUACUUAAGACAUCAGAUAUCAAAUCUGGCACAGUACAAAUGAUUCUUGGAGUUAGAAGUGACCCAAGUUCACAGCUUGAUUUAGUUAAGGUUGCAGAUCCAGAUAGUGUUAUUGUUGUAUCCAAAGCAGAUGACACAACAGGUUCAGAUGAUGUUUGUAAAAUUUACAAUAUGGAAGUCAUGUCUGUUCAGACUUGUAUUAUGGCUUUGUAUGGAUUUAUGAAUAAAACCAACAUAGACCAAGAUAUUUUCUGCAGGUCGUAUGAUAUAUACUUAGAUUGUAUACAUCAGACAGUCGAAAAAAACACAGACAAGAAGUGUGCCAGGACAUCACUUAAUGGAUGGAUGCCUGCUAUAUUACCAAGCUUUCUACCAAAUAUUCGACAAUCACAAAUCAGAUCUUGUAAUGUGAAUGAUGAAGAUUUAGAUUCCUGUCAUAAUACAGAACUAAUAGAAACCAUGGCGAUGAACAGUGCAUGUUUUACUGGAUAUGGGCCUUCUUUACAGUAUCCAUUUUGUCAAAUCUGGCUCCAGUUUAUCAACUGUACAGCUAUGACUUUUCCAUCAUGUACUAUCAGAGAUGUUGCAGAGACUUUGGUCAAAUCAAAUUUUACCAACCAUAUACCACAGGGAUUUGAUAUACUCACUUGUUUGCAAGAUGACACAACAGAUUCAGAAGAUGUUUGUAAAGUUUUAAAUGUAGAAGUCAUGUCUGUUCAGACUUGUAUUAUGGCUUUGUAUGGAUUUAUGAAUACAACUAACAUAGACCAAGGUAUUUUCUGCAGAUCAUACACUAUAUACUUAGAUUGUAUACAUCACACAGUUGAAGAAAGCACAGACAAGAAGUGUGCCAGGACCUCACUUAAUGGAUGGAUGCCAGCUAUAUUACCAAGCUAUCUACCAAAUAUUCCACAGUCACAAAUCAGAUCUUGUAAUGUGAAUGAUGAAGAUUUAGAUUCUUGUCAUAAUACAGAACUAAUAGAAACCAUGGCGAUGAACAGUGCUUGUUUUACUGGAUUUGGCCCAUCUCUACAGUAUCCAUUUUGUCAAAUCUGGCUCCCGUUUAUCAACUGUACAGCUAUGAGUUUUCCAUCAUGUUCUAUCAGAGAUGUUGCAGAGACCUUGGUCAAAUCAAAUUUUACCAGCAAUAUACCACAGGGAUUUGAUAUACUCGCUUGUGUGCCAGUUGAGAGAUCAAAUUUAUUUGAAAUCACCAUCAAAUAUAAUAUUACCUGGAUGCCAGCGUAUGCUAAUUUAGCAAGCACAGAAGCCAUGGCAUUAGGGACCAGACUUGUACAAGAGAUCAUCACCUAUUCUGGAAACACCAGUGCUUAUUUUGAAUCAUUAAAGGUUAUAGAACUAAGAGAAGGCAGUGUAAUAGCAGUAUUUCAGCUUAAAUAUUAUAAUGUUGUUCAACUGAGGACAUCAGAAGUCAAAUCAGGCACAGAACAAAUGAUUCUUCAAGUCAGGGGUGAUCCCAAGACACAGUUUGAUCUGUUGAAGGUUGCAGAUCCAGAUAGUGUUAUUGUUAAAUCAAAAACAGAUAAAAACCAGACAACUGAUGUGUGUGCAGUUAUUUCUGAGAAUAUAGUCUUCCCUGAUGCAUGUGGUAUAGUUUGGUUAAGUGUUUAUAACAAAACCAAUAUAGAUCAAGACUUCUUAUGCAGUAUCUACGAAAUUUACUUGGGUUGUAUACAGUCUGCACAAGAAGAGAAAACUGGCAAAGAAUGUAAAAGAACAUCAUUAGCUUCUUGGAUACCAAACACUAUAUUAGCAUUCUUACCUAAUAUAAAGGAUACACAACUCAGGGCUUGUAGUAUAUCCAAUGAUAAAGAUAUAUGUAAUGACCCAAAGACUUUAGAAGUAGCAGCUGUAAACACUACUUGUUCUAUUGCCAUUUUUUAUUUCCAUUUUACACCAAAGAUUUCAUGCAGAAAUGUUACUGAUUAUUUUGACUGUUUGGGUGGAUUUUUACCACAAUGUGACAGAACAGACAUGGUAAAGAAGAUUGUAGAAUUACCUGUGUUUAAAGCUGUUGUACCUGACCAUUUUGAAGCUCUCCAUUGCUAUGGAGGUGGAGGUGAUGUAUGUUUGAAUUAUACAAACUACAUGUUAGUCCAGGACGAAGAAGACUGUACAGAAGCCAUUGGUCAAGAUGGACAACAAGAUCCUUUUGGACUGUUAUGUAAAAAAUACAAUGUUUAUUUAAGUUGUGUGACAACAAAUAUCAAAGAAAGCCAUCAAUGUGAAAAGUUUUCCCUACAUACCUGGUUGCCUGGAUACAUAGAUAGACGUUACAAUAUAUCUGGUGCAGACAGAUGUAAUGUGACCAAUGAAAACUAUUGUAAUGAUAUACACACUAUAGAACUGAUGAUAAACACUACAAAAUGUGGAUACUAUCUAGAUGUAAUGGCAUCAUAUCCAAGUUGUCUAAAUGCCAGGAUGUUUUUGGAAUGCAUGGGAGGACUUUUUCCUGGUUGUGAUGAAUAUAUGUUUGCACAGACCAUGGUCAACUCAAUUAUUAAAAACAGAAUUCCACAGACUUUUAAUCCAAUGGCAUGUUUCGGAGUGAGUGGUCCAUCUAAGUUUGUGGCUGAAGUGAAAAUAAAUGCAACUUGGGAUGAGGAUCUAAGUUCUGCAGAGACUAGUAAAUACAGACAAUUAAAAUCAACAAUUGAACAACAGGCACGGAUGCUGUUCUCCAACAAAGUUCUCUUCUUAAAAGACCACAUAGAAUCCAUAGAUGUUCUUAGUUUCAAACCUGGCAGUAUUAUAGUUGAAUUUGCUGUCAUCAUAAAAAUGAAUUCAGACUAUUAUAAAACUUUGCAACUUGAGGACUUCAGACAAGAACUUCUGAGAGCGAUAAAAGAAUUGAAGAUGAAUCCCCCAACAGCACCAAACUACUUUACAUCUGUUGAUGUUGACAGCAUAAAUAUUACAGGCAGUGAUGAUGGUCACCCAGAAGUGUCAACACCCUCUACCACAACACUUGCACCUGAUUGCAAUAGUUUGACGUACAUAUCAAGUAUUGUAGAUAGUCAUUGUGAGUCAGCAAAGUCCCGACUAGCACGGGUUGACAAAGAUAGAAAGUGCAGUGUACUUUUAGACAUGAUCGGAUGUGUACUGUUCCAUACACAUAUCUGCAACAAGGAACAAAUAGUUUCAACAAUGUCCAGGGACUCUUGGUCGAUGAUAGGACAAAAUAUAUCAGUGUUUGAUCCAAUCUCAUGUUUUGGUCCAGGAAAUGAAGUUGUACUGCCGACCAUUGUUCCACUGAAUGUGACCAUGAUGCCUUGUGUUCAUCCUGAUGUAGUUCACUACAUUCUAAACUAUGACUGUUAUUACUACGGGUUACAGAAACAAAUGCAGGGAGAUGAUAAACUUGACAGUUGCAGAAUGUAUUGGUACUCUUCUGCUUGUCUCUAUGGAACAUUACAGACAAACAAAGAUCAACUAGGACACUGUUCUUUAGAAGAAGUAAAUGGUGUUCUAACUAAAUAUGAAGAUGAAUUGUUUAAAGUUUCCCCAGAUAAUGUCACUAUGUCAGAAUGUCUUGGUUUAUACAAGUCAGCAGAUAAAUGUUCCAGAGCAAUGUAUAGGGAAGAUGUUUUCAUAUUAUUCCAGACUUGUUAUGGGACUGCUGUGGCAAACAGAAUGUCUGCUGCAUAUGGUAUAAUGGAUCUAUCUGAUUACCCAUGUCUUAUUUACCAAGAAAUGUCAGAAUGUUUAUACAGACCAAUUAAAGAACAUCAACUAUGCCUGGCUAAUGAGACAGAGGUGAUGGAAGAUCACAUGAUCUGGCUAACCAAUGGUUUAAAUGAUAUUAUGUCUAUAGCGAUGGGAUCUCCACUUGAAGAGAGAAAGACAGUAGAGAAAUGUAUAGCUAAUGUAACAAAGACACCAGACUUUGGUCAGGAUCUGUGUGAUGAUGGUGCUGGGCUUAUUAUGUCAGAAAUAACUUGUUUAUUUUACAUUAAUGAUCCUGUGUGCAAUUCGUUGGGGUCAGCAUAUAUUCCUUGUUUGUCAAAUGGCUUAUCAAGGAAAAGGAUAUUUUGUUCAGCGGAAAGAAUUUGGCGUAGUCUAAGUACAGUGGGUGAUUUGUUUGGAAAGUUAACCCAGGGUAGAGUGGACAUUUCUAGCUGCAAUAGAGAUACAGGCAGCAAACAGGGAACCUGUCCAGCUGUUGGUAACCAUACUGUUGGUACCUGUGUGGAGGAAUGCUCAAGAGAUUAUAAUUGUACAGGGGACCAGAAAUGUUGCUCUAAUGGAUGUGGUCAUGUCUGUAUGGAUCCUGAUUCCAAAAAAGACGACGACGGCAGGUUUAACAUUACCAUUAGAUUUGACUUAGACUGGAAACCAGAAUAUGGAGGAGAAAACAGUACUUUUAGAACAACACUUACCAAUGAGCUAAAUAAGAUAAUAGCCAGCAGUGAGUUGAAGACCUACUUGAAGUAUAUCAGAGUUGUGGUGUUAAGGCCAGGCAGUAUCAUAGCUGGGUGUGAGGCUGAGUUUUAUAUGGACAUAACAGAACAGAAACUUGAGAUGACCUUGAAAACAAGAAUAGAGGAAAUCCAAGGUGACCCAGAGUACACCAUCUUACAGAAAUGGUCAGAUCUGUCUGUUGAAACACUCCCAGGUGAUACUGGCAACAAACAAGGAACCUGUCCAGCUGUUGGUAACCAUACUGUUGCUACCUGUGUGGAGGAAUGCUCAGGAGAUUAUUAUUGUACAGGGGACCAGAAAUGUUGCUCUAAUGGAUGUGGUCAUGUCUGUAUGGAUCCUGAUUCCAAAAAAGACGACGAUAGCAGGUUUAACAUUACCAUUAGAUUUGACUUAGACUGGAAACCAGAAUAUGGAGGAGAAAACAGUACUUUUAGAACAACACUUACCAACGAGCUAAAUAAGAUAAUAGCCAGCAGUGAGUUGAAGACCUACUUGAAGUAUAUCAGAGUUGUGGUGUUAAGGCCAGGCAGUAUCAUAGCUGGGUGUGAGGCUGAGUUUUAUAUGGACAUAACAGAACAGAAACUUGAGAUGACCUUGAAAACAAGAAUAGAGGAAAUCCAAGGUGACCCAGAGUACACCAUCUUACAGAAAUGGUCAGAUCUGUCUGUUGAAACACUCCCAGGUGAUACAGGCAACAAACAAGGAACCUGUCCAGCUGUUGGUAACCAUACUGUUGGUACCUGUGUGGAGGAAUGCUCAGGAGAUUAUUAUUGUACAGGGGACCAGAAAUGUUGCUCUAAUGGAUGUGGUCAUGUCUGUAUGGAUCCUGAUUCUAAUUAUAACCCUUCAUAUGAGUUUGAAAUUACCAUAAAAUUUGGCAUUCCUUGGGAUGCAGAGUAUACUGAUAAAGCCAGUGGAAAAUAUCAGAACUUAACAAGAGAAAUUCUAAAACAGAUGACGAUAGCAUCAGGAAAUUUUAGCUCAUACAUUGCCUCCAUGAAGAUUACAGAUCUAAGACAAGGCAGUGUGUAUGUGGUGUUUGAAGUGAAGUAUUACAUUCAGUUAACAGCCAGUGAUAUAAGAUCAGGAAUGUUAGGGUUUGUUACUGCAGCAAGGAUGGACCCUAAAUCUGAGCUUGAUCUGAUCAAAGCUGUUGAUACUGACCAUAUCUAUGUAAAAAUAAUAACAGAUGUAACACCACCCCCUACUACAACACCUGCACCUGAUUGCAAUAGUAUGACGUACAUAUCAAGUAUAUUAGAUAGUAAAUGUGACUCAGCCAAGUCUCAACUAAGAUUGGUUGACAAAGACAGGAAGUGCAGAGUUCUAUUAGACAUGAUUGGAUGUGUACUGUUCCAGACAGGUAUCUGCAACAAGGAACAAAUUGUUUCAACAAUGUCCAGGGACUCUUGGUCUAUGAUAGGACAAAAUAUAUCAGUGUUUGAUCCAAUCUCAUGUUUUGGUCCAGGAAAGGAAGUUGUACUGCCGACCAUAGUUCCACUGAACGUGACCAUGAUGCCGUGUGUUAAUCCUGAUGUAGUUCACUACAUUCUAAACUAUGACUGUUAUUACUACGGGUUACAGAAACAAAUGCAGGGAGAGGAUAAACUUGACAGUUGCAGAAUGUAUUGGUACUCUUCUGCUUGUCUCUAUGGAACUUUACAGACAAACAAAGAUAAACUAGGACAAUGUUCUUUAGAAGAAGUAAAUGGUGUUCUAACUAAAUAUGAAGACGAAUUGUUUAAAGUUUCCCCAGAUAAUGUCACUAUGUCAGAAUGCCUUGGUUUAUACAAGUCAGCAGAUAAAUGUACCAGAGCAAUGUAUAGUGAGGAUGUUUUCACAAUAGUCCAGACCUGUUAUGGGACUGCUGUGGCAAACAGAAUAUCUGCUGCAUAUGGAAUAAUGGAUCUGUCUGAUUACCCAUGUCUUAUUUACCAAGAGAUGUCAGAAUGUUUAUACAGACCAAUUAAAGAACAUAAACUAUGCCUGGCUAAUGAGACAGAGGUGAUGGAAGAUCACAUGAUCUGGCUAACCAAUGGUUUAAAUGAUAUUAUGACUAUAGCGAUGGGAUCUCCACUUAAUGAGAGAAAGACAGUACAGACCUGUAUGGCUAAUGUAACAAAGACACCAGACUUUGGUCAGGAUCUGUGUGAUGAUGGUGCUGGUUUGAUAAUGUCAGAAAUAACUUGUUUAUAUUCUAUAGGUGAUCAAAUCUGCAAUUCGUUGGAGUCUUCAUAUAUUCCUUGUUUGACAAAUGGAUUGUCAAGGAAAAGGAUAUUUUGUUCAGCGGAAAGAAUUUGGCAUAGUCUAACUGCAGUGAGUGAUUUGUUUGGAAAGUUAACUUAUGGUAAAGUGGACAUUACUAGCUGCAAUAGAGAUACAAGCGACAAACAAGGGAAUUGUCCACCUAUUGGAAAUAAUACUGUUGGUAUCUGUGUGGAGGAAUGCUCCAGAGAUUAUAAUUGUACAGGGAACCAGAAAUGUUGUUCAAAUGGAUGUGGUCAUGUCUGUAUGGAUCCUGAUUCUAAAAAAGACGACUCUAGCAGGUUUAACAUUACCAUUAGAUUUAACUUAGACUGGAUGCCAGAAUAUAGAGAAGAAAACAGUACUUUUAGAUCAACACUCACCAAUGAGUUAAAUAAAAUAGUAGACAGCAGUGAGUUAAAGGCCUACUUGAAGUAUAUCAGAGUUGUGGUGUUGAGACCCGGCAGUAUCAUAGCUGAAUGUGAGGCUGAAAUAGAUAUGGAUAUAACAGAACAGAAACUUGAAAUGACCUUGAAGACAAGAAUAGAGGAAAUCCAAGGUGACCCAGAAUACACCCUCUUACAGAAAUGGUCAGAUCUGUCUGUUGAAUCACUCCCAGAAUCAGAAGAUGCAUGUUCAGAUAUGACUAAGAUAGGCAGAGAAUUACAGUUGUGCUCUUCAUAUCUGAACUAUAUUCAACAUAAAGACAAUACAACUAACUGUGGGUUGUACAACUAUUUCAUGAACUGUGUGAUAAGCAGUGUAACAGCCAAUAGACAAAAGUGUACAAGAGACUCUCUAGAAGGAAUCAUGCAAACUGUAUUUGAGUCUUUUGGUCUAUCAGAUUUAAUGACUUUACUCAGUUGUCCAGGACAGGGUUCUGUGUAUUAUAGAGCUGAUUUAGAAUAUAUGAAAACAGUUAUCAGAUCUCACUUUUCUGAUACCCGACACCAUGAUCCACAAUACAGUGCCUACAAGCAAGCUGCUAAACAAUUUAUCUUUGAUGAGUUCAAGAGAUUUGGAUUAGACACUGAGUACCAUACCUUUAACGACACAGCAGUUUCAUCUACAGCAACUUUUCAAUCAGUGAUUGGAGUACUCAAAGGAACAAGAUUCGGAACAGCUGAUGAUUUGAUUUCGGGUCUUGGUGCACAUUAUGACACAGUUAACACAUCCAAAGGAGUGGAUGAUAAUGGUUCCGGUGUGGCAGCCAUGUUGGAAGUCGUCCGACAAAUCACUAAUAUAAAUAAUUCAGGAUACAAGAGCAAAAACACAAUUAUAUUUGUCUCUUUUGAUUUAGAAGAAUAUGGAGGGUUGUCUGGAAGUAGGAACUUUCUACAGGACUGGAUCACUCCAUGGCUGAUAAAGAAUUAUGGCUCCAUACCAACAAAACUACUUGGUGUUAUUAUCCUUGACACAAUAAUGGAGUAUAACACUUCUAGCCAAUCACAGGUCUUUCCACUAGGUGCAAUGGACCAGUUUCAGCAAUAUUUCCCAAGUGCUGUUGAAAGUAUACUAUCAGAUGAUGCUAGAGGCGACUUCAUCUCUUUAAUAUACCGUCAACCUACUGACGAUAGAGUUCUGGCUGAGACAUUUGGCUCAUCCUGGGCAGCUGCAGGAAGGUCUGAGUUUGAGAUCGAAUCGUUCCCGUUGCCAUUUGGAGACUUAUCGAGCAUUCCACAGGAAAAUCUAGCACUUAUGUAUCAAUUCCUGAGAAGUGACCAUUACAAUUUUUGGGGAGCUAAUUUACCUGCCAUAUUUCUUACUGAUUCAGCCAAUUUCCGUGGUGAUAUGAUACAAUGUUACCACAACCCUUGUGAUGACCUUGACACAAUGCUGACAGAUGAAAAUGUCAAUUUCAUGGGUAAAACAGCAGACACAGUUACAGCUACCAUUCAUAGACUUUCAGAACCUUUCACAACAGAUAUAUGUGAGGACAGCAUGUUGAUGGAAUUGAUAGUUAAUCAAUCAUGUAACUCAUAUCUACAAGGAUUUCAGAACCAAUCCUCUUGUCAAGCACUUAGUAGCAUUGUUGAUAGAUGUUUAAGUCCACUAAUGCCAGGAGUAACAUGUGACAGGAACAGAAUGUUGUCACAUGUUGUAACCAUGGUAAUGGUUGCUAAGAUGUUACCAGUUGGAUUUGAUAUCUCAACUUGUGGUGCUUCCAACCACUCCAAUAAUGCUAAUCAGUCUAUACCUGACAUGUGUUUAGGACAGUGGGGAAGCUGUGAAUCUCAACAAGAUUGUCAUAUGGUCACAUGGUCAUAUAACCCCAAUACACAGAUGAUUUCAUUUAAUGUAACAGCAGCUAUAUAUCCUGAUCAAUGGCUUGGUGUUGGAUUUAAUGGACAGAAAACAAUGGCUGGUUCAGAUGCCUUAGUUGGAUGGAUAACACCCCAAUCAACAGUUACAGUUACUGACAGAAAUAAUCCAUCUUACUAUGGUUCAUUCUUAGACACAACACAAAAUGUUGAAAAUGCUGCUUGGGACAGGUUGAAUGGAAUAGAAUCAUUAACAUUUCAACGUCAUAGGGAUACAAAGGAUAGUACUGACUUUAUAUUCUCUGAAGAUAACUGUGCUUACUUCAUUUAUCCAAUGGGAGGACGUUAUAAUGAGAAUGAUAAAAGUAUAAAUAAGCAUAGCAAGACACCUACAUUUUCAUUGAAACAACAUUGUUUCCCAUGUGCAGAUGUGUGUACAUCUAAAGAAUUAUUUAGAAAGAUGGGUAACACUGAGUGUAGAUCUCAGGUAGAUAGCUUUAGGGAAAGUGAUGAUCUUCCUACUUUUUGUGGGAAAUUACAAAGAAUUACUGAGUGCCUUCAGACGAAUUUGCCGACACAUGGAUGUUCUAGUACUAUCAAAGACUCAACAUAUCCCGUGUUACUCACCCUGCUCAGUGAACUCGUUAGAUUUGAUACAUUGUCAAAAGCUAUAAGCUGUUCAUCAGCUGCGUAACAUAUGUGUACAACAUAUAAAUAGUACUGAUGCAAUAUUCAAACAAAACUUAUUGUUAAAAAGUAUUUAUUAUGCUGAUGUAAUAUACAAAACUUACACAAAAUAUUAAGAAUGAAGAGAUAUUUUUAUAAAGGUGAUAAACAAAAUAUUUCUAAUGCUUAUGCAAUAGUCCCAGAAAAUUAUUGAAUGAACGAAGUAUUUAUAAUGCUGAUGUAAAAGUCCCACAAUAUAAUAGGUUUGGUGCUGUGAUGUCUGUAACCAACAAAUAAGUUACUUAUAAAUGAUGUUUAGUAAAGUUUUUGUUAUGUCAGAGUCUAUAAGUAAAUAAAAUCAUUGUGUACUUUAUAGGGAUCUUUGAUUGUUUGUUUUGUACUUAAGAAUGAAAUAGAGUUCCAAACUAAAUCCUAAAUAAACUGGAAACCUGGCAUUAAUUUCUAUAAAAAUAAAUUUUCAGAAAUUCAUCUAAAUUAUGUUUUGAAUAUUUUCAUAACACUCCAACAAUUUUGUUGACAAAUGGGAACAUCUUCACUUUUUUUGUUGGUAUGGCGAUAAGUUGAAUCAUUCUUAAUGUUACCAUUUUCUGAAUUUUCUAUGCUCUUUUAGCCACAGAUAGUUUGUUUAUCUAUGUUACCACCAUUUAAGUAUUACUUUAGAAUAUUGAUCCUGCUGAGGGUUUAUUUUGCUGAAAUGUUUCACAAAUUUUGAACCAAAUAUGUUUUAUAUAGGACUUUUUAUAGGUGUAUUAUACAUGGGGCUUAGGAAAUGUUUUUAUCAUAAUAUAAAAUGUACUUGGAGACCCCUAUUUAUGCAUCUUAUUCAUAUUGUCUUCAGGAAAUAUAUUUGAUUCUUGUAAACAAGAAAACCAAGGUUGUAACACCUAAACUGCUAGUUUAUUUAAACCUCUUGAAAUCCAUUACAACCAGGUUGGUUUUAAGCAUCUAAUAUCCAGCUUGGUUUUCAACAUUUAAAAUCCAUAUCAUUCUUGUUAACAAGGAAACCAUGUUGGUAUUUAGUGCCUAGAACUUGGCUUGUUGUAAAACACUUGAAAUCCAUUUAAUUCUUGUAAACUAUAAAAACCAGAUAGGUUUUAAGCACCUGAGAUCCAAGUUUAUUUUAAUCACUCGAAAUCCAUUUUAUUCUUGUAAACUUGAAAUCCAGUUUAACUUUAAAACACCUGAAAUUUAAUAUGGUGUAAAUUCAGAAACUAUUGCAUUCAUUUAUUAUUGAUUGUGAAAAUGGAAACCCAAAUUACGAGAUUAAAAUAUAGUUAUCAAAAAAAAAGAAUAUGAUUUGUUUAUGUUAUUUGAAAUAUUAAUUAAGUUAUCAUGAAAAAUUGUUCACAUUAAUAAAAAAAACAUAACAAUAAAUUUCUGAAUUUAAAGUAUUCUCACACAACAGAAUGAUGUGAAGGGCUUUAUAGCUUUUGCUUGAUUUUUUUAAUAUUUAAAUAUUCGGAAAUAUCUUAGUUUGAAGUCUGUAAUCUACAAAUAUAUAUCAAUGAUAUUCUCUAUAUUUUUUUGUAUUUCAUAUUUAUUACAAAAAUAUGAAAUUCUUUUUUGUUGUUGGGUGGCUGGCCAUCCAUUAUUUUACAGAAAAAUAUACUUAAAAGAUUUUUAUAUUUUUUUUCAAUUCAUUUAUAUUAUGUUUAUAUAUGGUGUCCUCAUAACACUUUAAUAUUCAUGAAAUUUUUGUAUAGAACAAAAUAUACAUUUAUUUUAUAUGGCAUUACUUCAGAAUUAUAUACAUAUCACAGAUCCAUUUAAAAUCAUUUCAUACAAAUGCUCUAAGAGUAUUGUCAUAAUAAUAAGUUCCGUUAGUUAUAUGGAUUACAUUCUGAUAAAGAUCAUUUAUAUGGCCAAGGAAAUUGCCCAGCGUUUAGAUAAAAAAAAGUUGAAUAAAAAAACUUAUUAACUAAAAUUAAAAUAACUAGUUUUAAGAAAUAGUGUAACGAACAGCAUUAUACUUAUUACUUACUGGGAAAGUACUCUUAUUAGGGAAUUGAAACUUUUGAGAAAUCCGUUGGUUUGUGAGUUUUAGACUUCGAAAUUCACUGACUAUCAUUCAUUAAUUUAGCGUUAAUACACAUAAUUAUUUAUGUUUAAGACAAAUCGUCCAGAAAAAUUAUUCCAAUAAAUAAAUGUACUUGCUCGUAUUAUUAUGCAAUUUAUCAUCUAUCAUAGAUUUACAAUAACUCAAAUGUAAAUUUUUUCCUUUAAUUUUUAUUUAUAUGUAUUGAAAUUGGUAUUGAAUUUUAAAUAUUUUGAUUAUAAUGUACUAUGAAAACUUUUGCCCUGUGCUGUCUGUAACCAUGGAAAUGAAAGUCCAAAAGCCUUUUUUUGUUGUUGCCAGUAACAACACACAGGAAGCACUUUUAUUAAAAUAAAAAAUAAUAAAAA